Messenger RNA from Dendronephthya gigantea, 1509 nucleotides. Its product is annotated as deleted in malignant brain tumors 1 protein-like. The coding region runs from base 1 to 1509 and encodes 502 amino acids. The record is from RefSeq and is a predicted model, not a curated record. Lineage: Eukaryota; Metazoa; Cnidaria; Anthozoa; Malacalcyonacea; Nephtheidae. Gene Ontology annotation, cellular component: membrane. The transcript is spliced from 8 exons.
AUGUCCGUCUACUUAGGACACAACAUUGAAAAGGGGGCGCGGAUGAUCUGGGUUUGUGUUGAAAUCGGGCUAUCAAUCCAGUUGAAAGGGCCUUCAAGUUCAAAUGGUGUUGGUCGUGUGGAAAUAUUCUAUAACGGAAAAUGGGGAACAAUCUGUGACGACGAAUGGGAUAUCAAGGAUGCUCAAGUUGUUUGUCGUCAACUUGGUUAUGAACAAGCCCUUGCAGCCCUUUGUUGUUCCCAUGGAGACUGGGGAGUCCACAACUGUGGUCAUUUUGAGGGUGCUGGAGUGAAAUGUGCUCGAAAAGUUUCAGUUAAAAGUUGCGCACAUUGGUACAAGUCUGGUAGGAGAUCUGAUGGAAUUUACAUCAUAAAUCCGGAUGGUAAGGGUUCUUUUCAGGACUGGUGUGAUAUGACAACCAAUGAAGGAGGAUGGACGGUGAUUCAGAGAAGGAAAGAUCCAAGUGUGGAUUUUUAUCGUGGUUGGUCAGAAUAUAAAACAGGAUUUGGCACUCUCUCUGGGAAUUUUUGGCUUGGUUUAGACAAAAUAAAUCGUUUAACAGAAUCUGGUCAAAACACAUCAAGAAUUAUACUAAAGUCUGGUGAUGCGAUAGCUUCUGUAAACUAUUCGAUGUUUUCUGUGAGUUCUGAAUCUGAGGGUUAUAAACUGAACGUUGGUGGAUUUUCCACAGAGGGUAAAUAUACAGGACCAACUAUCAGGCUGCGGGGGGCAUUAAGAUCAAAUGGUACAGGUCGUGUGGAAGUAUUCCAUAACGGAAAAUGGGGAACAAUCUGUGACGAUAACUGGGAUAUUAAAGAUGCUGAAGUUGUGUGUCGUCAACUUGCUUAUAAAAAAGCUAAAGAAGCCUUGCAAGGAAAGUAUGUUCCCUCUGGCACUGGACCGAUAUGGUUAGACGACGUUCAUUGCACUGGGAAUGAACAAGAACUAACUAAUUGUCCGUCUAAGAACUGGGGAAGCCAUAAUUGUCAACAUUCUGAUGAUGCUGGGGUAAAUUGUUCUCAAAAAGAUCAAACAGUGAGGCUGCAAGAGCCAUUAAGUUCCAUGGGUAUUGGUCGUGUGGAGGGAAAUCUUGUCCCCUCUGGUUCAGGGCAGAUAUGGUUAGACGAUGUUCGUUGUUCUGGGAAAGAGCAAAAUCUGGCCAGUUGUUCCCAUGGAGGCUGGGGACUCCACAACUGUCAUCAUUCUGAAGAUGCUGGAGUAAAAUGUGCUCCAGAAGAAAAUGCUGGAGAUUCGUUGAUUGAUAAUAACGGGGCAAAAUUCAGUACCAAAGAUAGAGAUAACGACAUGUCAAGUGAAUUUAACUGUGCUGUUCUCCACACUGGUGCAUGGUGGUACAGUAACCAUGACAACACAUGUGGAAACUCCAAUCUCAACGGUUUAUUCCCCAGGGCAGGUAUAUCUUCAGGUGGAAUGACAUGGUACAACUGGAACAACAAUCGACGAUCUAUGACAAAAAGUGAGAUGAAACUCCGGCAGGCUGAUUUGUAG